GGCCAGGCCGGGUCGGAUCGGAUAUCCCAUCUCGCCAUCAUCUUUUUUUCGGUCAACAGCCUCCUUCCACCACUACGGCUACCAUCAUCCUCACCACCACCACUCACCAGCCAUCAUCUUCUCUGGAUGACUGCUAAUUGAAGACGAGAAGAAAACAUCCCUCAGGUAGAUAGCCAGCCUCGUCGUGGUAUCACCCACCAGCCAACCUCCACCAAAACAACAACUUCUCAGGGAUGACUGCCUCAUACGAGUAUGAUGAAUCCGGUCAAUCGAAUUUCUUCGUUUUCACGUUUUUACUAUUGAUCUUGAUCCCCUGGACAAUCUCAAGUCUAUCAAAGCUAUCCAGUACUACGGCCAAACCGCCAUGCCCCGAAUGGAACUCAAAGGAUGAACAGGUUAAAAAGGCAAAACAAAAAGCAUCACCAAUAAGCCUGAGUCAUGUCUGCUUAGCACUAGGAUGGGCCCUCUUGGCAUAUGUUGCCUACAGAGCUAGUUUUGUCAAAGCCUCGUCUGGUACAUACGACCCAUUCACCAUCUUAGGUCUCAAUCCCGGUUCGGACGAGAAAUCAAUCAAAAGGCACUUCAAAAGGCUAUCUCUGAAAUUCCACCCCGAUAAGUUGAAAUUGCAGGUCAACCAGACCAUGGAAGAAGUUAACGAGCAUUUCGUCAACCUCACCAAGGCCUACAAAGCUCUGACAGAUGAAACUAUUCGUGAAAACUACGAGAUGUACGGCCAUCCCGACGGAAAAAGAGAGACUGCGAUGGGAAUUGCACUACCUAAAUGGAUCGUUGAAACUCGCAAUCAUGGCUACGUUGUCGGACUUUAUGGCCUUGUGUUUGGAUUGAUGCUCCCUUACCUUGUCGGUAAAUGGUGGCACGGAUCCAGAAAGUACACCAAAGAUCAAGUUCUCAAUGAAUCGGCUUCCCGUUAUUUCUUGAACCUGACCGAAGAGACUAAAUUCGCUAACGCCGUGGAAGUCUUGUGCUCGUCGCUCGAAUUCAAAGCUUUGGAAUCUAAACAUAUCCGAGUAUUUGAGUCCAACAAAUCGUACAAGAAGCUCGAAGAUCAAGUGACAACGACCCUGUUUAAUUCAACCGGAGAAAAGCUGGAGGGCAGGCUGUACAACAACAGCAGUGAAAAAUUUGUCAAGAGGACUGCAGUUUUGGUUUAUGCUCAUAUGUUUAGGAUUCCAAUCUCCGAUGUUGCCAUUCUGAAUGCCAAACAUGAUGUCAUCAAUUACGGUCGUCAUUUAACAAACGGGAUGCAGUCCAUUACGUUAGGAUACAACUGGCUCAGUACCUAUUUGGUCAUCAUCAAACUUCAACAACAUCUGGUCCAGGCUAUGCACCCAGCACUAUCCCCCUUGGUUCAACUUCCUCACGUCUCUGUCAAAACUGCUGAAAAACUAGCCAAAAACAAUGAAAUCGGAUCUCCUGAGCAAUUUUCUAUGCUGUCGGAACAGCAAAAGGACACCUUGUUUCCUGAGUUGAAAGGUCAAGAUCACAUCAAGAAACAGAUUCAGUCUAUUUCGGAGCAUUGGCCUAAGUUGGAAUUGGUCAGCUCUGAAUUCAAAGUUGUCGGUGAAAAAACUGUCACCCCUGGUUGUGUGAUUCACUUUACGAUGAAAAUUAGGAUCAAAAAUCCCAAGUCUUCCGCCACGGGUAAGGAGAACGGAAAGUCGCCUGCACAGGAACCUGAACAAACAACCGAGCAGGACUUGAAGGGCGAAGAAAUGGAAAUCGAUGAAUUGUUGGGCCGAAAGAAAGCUGGGGCUGAUGGAGAGGAGAAAUGUCCGAUAGUACAUGCGCCUCAUGUGACCAAGGAUACCAAACCGAGCUACUACUGGCUAGUCGGAGACCACAAGUUGAACCGAAUCUUCGUCCAGCCGGUCAAAUUUACCGAUGUCGGAUACACGAAGACCCGAGUGCUGAAGACGACCUUCCAAGCUCCACACAGUCCGGGAUUGUACACGUUCCAAGCGUAUGUGAAGAGCGAUUCGUAUGUGGACACCGACGUGCAGGCCAGCAUGCAACUGCGAGUCGAGGACAAGGAGGCUGCCGAAGAUGCCAACGCCGAGGAUGAUAUCUCUGAACCCGACGAAGAUACCCUGGCCGGUCAAAUGGCCGCUAUGCGCGGCAAACCCACUAAAAAACAAAAGACGGAUGACGACUCCGAUGAUACUAGUGGCACAGAAAGUAGUGAUGAUGAUAGCAGCUCGGACUCGGACUCCGAUUCCGAUUGAUUCGGACCUUCUCUCCUCUCGUCCCCUAGGUAUCACUGUUUCCUCGAGGAAAAAAGUUUUUUUUUUUUUGCUCAGUACCUUUUGACUUGAUUUUUACUUUCUUCUUGUCUCUUUUACUAGCUAGUCUUCAUCGCUUGGAUCCAUUCUCCUUUUUUUCCCCUUCACUUUGUUAGAGUUUCUUUUUUCACUUCUUUUCAUAUUCAUUUCCCAGUUUCAUUUUUUUAUAAGAAAAAUCUAUACAUGUCUUGUCUUUCCUUUGCACACAAAAGAUAAACCAAAAAAAAACCCCUGAAGCUUUAUAAAUGUUUGGUAUCUUACAUUCAUAUAAAACAAAGAGUGAAUACAAAAACCCACAAGCAUUGCUUCUCUUCCUCUUCAUUCUCUCAUUUUCUACUUUUUUUGGAAUAAUAUCAGCAUCAAAUAAAAUGAUACUGUGUGAAUACAUACAUACAUGUCUAUGUGAGAGA
Molecule: messenger RNA, 2710 nt
Organism: Puccinia graminis f. sp. tritici CRL 75-36-700-3
Lineage: Eukaryota; Fungi; Basidiomycota; Pucciniomycetes; Pucciniales; Pucciniaceae
Exons: 11
Coding region: 234-2243 (669 amino acids)
Biological process (GO): post-translational protein targeting to endoplasmic reticulum membrane; SRP-dependent cotranslational protein targeting to membrane
Cellular component (GO): Sec62/Sec63 complex
Molecular function (GO): RNA binding; transmembrane protein transporter activity
Source: RefSeq, a predicted model, not a curated record